Fusarium odoratissimum NRRL 54006 is the source of this 490-nucleotide messenger RNA. RefSeq lists its product as uncharacterized. Bases 1 to 432 code for a protein of 143 amino acids. NCBI's taxonomy places the organism in Eukaryota, Fungi, Ascomycota, Sordariomycetes, Hypocreales, Nectriaceae. The transcript has 2 exons. The record is from RefSeq and is a predicted model, not a curated record.
AUGGCAUCCGUCGACCCGCCCUACCCGCGGUUCAGGAUGUUCUUUUUCUUCACCAAGAGGAUUAUAUGCGAAGACCCGCCCGCGAUGCGGGACCUGUUCGAUGAGGAUCACAUCAUCUUCCUUGCAGGGUUAAGUUUAUCUGGGUGUUACAUCCGCAUCCAGCUCAGGACGUUCUUCCUCCUUAUCAAGAAACUUGUACGCGGACCUAUGGACGAGCUACAGGCAGAUUACGAAGACUACAUACGAAGUCGCUCGCAACAUCCUGUUGAAUUCCAGAAUGUGACCAAUGAUUCUGCAGAGCAUAUAUUGGAUCAAAUGCCAACUCCCAUGCCUUCACCUCCAGCCCCUCUGAGAGAUGCCGAUUCUAUAACUGCCACACCCGCCGGCUCCCCCGCAGUGCCUCAAGGAGCUGAAGAUAGGGCUUCUGCAUGAGUUCAUACCCUCCCAUGAUCCGAGCAACACACGCUUCCCAACCUCGGGAAUUCAUGGG